AUGACGGAACUAGUCUAUCACGACGGCCACUACCAUCCGGCCCCGGCACAGUCGGAACAACGGCACGGCACCCGCUCCGGAGGGCUGUGGCAGAAGACAUACGAGUUCUGGGACCACAUCCUCUACGGCGUUGGUAGCGUCUACUACAAGAUUCGAGGACGGAUGAAGAUGGCGGCAAUUCGACCAUUUGCAAACUUCAGAGAGAGGCCGCGCUGCCGCCGUGAUGAGGAUAGACAGCGAGUUGACGAUCCAGGGGAUGGAAAGCAGGAAAAUCACCCAAAAUAUCCUCCGGGACUGGGUCGACAUGACAUGGCAGGCUCCAUUGAUGUGCAGUGCAGAGCCGCCCAUGCCAUCUGCGCUUUGUUUCAGACUGCGACCAGCCGAGGAUCCCCUCGACAGAGCCAACCAGCAGACGGCAGUGAGAGAUUGUACAAAUGGACCUGCUUGCGUACGGUACAGUGUGUUGCGCAGCAGCGCAUGACAGACAAGAAAGCGGCGCCUGAGGAUGAGCCAGAGGUCAAACACGAGCUGGGGUUGGGGGGCCGAGAACAUCCCUGA
Messenger RNA from Fusarium vanettenii 77-13-4, 558 nucleotides. RefSeq lists its product as uncharacterized. The transcript is spliced from 2 exons. Bases 1 to 558 code for a protein of 185 amino acids. The record is from RefSeq and is a predicted model, not a curated record. Lineage: Eukaryota; Fungi; Ascomycota; Sordariomycetes; Hypocreales; Nectriaceae.